AAAGAAGUGAUUUUACGUAUCAUAGACUGUACGCCGAUACGAAGUUUAUCGGUGAUAAGAAAAAAGCAAGGAUCCCUAUGAAGGCGGACGACGAGGCACCCGGACUCUGAGAUGUGUCCUGCCCAGAUACAGCUGUGCCUCGGCACUGACUCUCUGUGGCGACCAGUACAUCCAUGAGGACCACCGCUGAUCUAGAUGGAUGAUCCUGACUGAUCUGGAAGCUUGAGUUAUAGUUUCCCUGAGACAUAACUGAUAAUUUAUCCACAAUGUCUGUCUCCACGGUAUUGGCAAAGGCACUGUUUGACAACACAGCAGAGAGCCCAGAGGAGUUGGCCUUCCGGAAAGGUGACAUCUUGAUGGUUCUUGAACAGGAGCAGAGUGGUGGGCCAGGCUGGUGGCUCUGCUCCCUGCAUGGAAGACAGGGCAUUGCCCCUGCCAACCGCCUUCGUCUCCUCCAGACUGCCCCACCCCCAGGCUCAGAACUCCGCCGUGGCCCCAGUGAGGACUCUGUUUACCUGUCACCUGGUCCUGCGCUGGCUCGGUCUGCUGUCAGCAGUAGUGCAGAGGACAUCGAUGGAGUGUAUCGCUCCCCGCCAGGUGUGGGUGAGGGAAGAGGAGCGGGAGCUGCCUCAAGGCCAGGGGAGCUCCGCAGAGUUGAGGGUGGGCGCCCACGCUCUCACUCCAGCUCUGGCACCCGACCCAGACCUGACUGGGAUAUUGGGGUGGCAGGGCGUCCACGCUCGCCCUCUCUCAGAGGGCGAGGCACAGAAAUGACAGGCACACUUUAUCAGACUCCAGUAAGUCCCAUACCCUCAGCAGCUCAGCAUGCCAGGCAGCCUGCAGCUCUCAUGGCUUCAGAGUCUGUGUACCUCUCCCCUAGUGGAGUGCCGAGGGCGGCUGAUGAGCCAGAGGACAAUACAUAUUUAGUCCCUAGAGAAACACUAACUGCAGGACACUCGGAUGACUGUUACUUGGUACCCAAAGGUACACCACUUGCAGGUGAUGAUGUUUACCAGUCCCCAUCAGGAGGGGUUGUGGUUACUGCUGUCUGCUCUAAUGGCCCCUCUAUAAUCAGUGGAACAACAGGUACCCCCCAGUCCAAGGUGAGCCAGGACACACCCGGGAUGUAUCAAACACCCACCCCUGUGGGAGCAAGCCUUCACAGGACUUCAGCCACAGUUUUGGCCCACCAGCACCCAUCUCAGUUAUCCUCUGCGCAGGCAUCUCCCAGACCUCUGCUCAAGGGAGUUUCACCCAACCCUGCUGUGGCCAGGGGCAAACCCGGUCUGGCCUGUCACAGGGGAUCCCCUUUGCUGGUCAGAGCAGGUCAGGUCAGGGUUCCUGGAUCACCAAAUUUUGCCCGCAAACCUCCUCCACCAGCUCCUCCAGUGAGGGGUGUCACCAGGAAAGAUGCACUACAAGCAGCACCAACAUCAGUCGAUUCUAACUCUGUCCCCAAACCCACUGCUCAGACCAACUCUGCAGGCCUGCAGCAAGAACAGGACAAACAGAAAAAUACUUCUCAGAGUAAAGAUGAAAGGAUGAACAAUGGGUUGGAGAAAAGCAACAAUGCGCACAACAAAAAAGGAGAAAGCCAGGAUUACUCAGAUCCAGUGGAUGACCAGGUGUAUGAUACUCCUCCCAGUGGCAGGUGGCAGCGUCCAGUCCCAUCUGCCCUUGGUGGUGAAGAUGAUGAUGGCAUCUAUGACACCCCUCGCAGUCUCCCACCACAAGCUGACUCUGAGACAGAGGUCUAUGAUGUCCCCACUAUCGCCCUGAAUGUGUCCACAUCAGAUGUUCAGGCUGAUGAAGUCGACGACGAAGUCUACAGUGUCCCCACACUUCCAGGUGUGCCUCUGGGGCCAGGGGAGUCCAUCACCAGCCUUUCUGGUGAGGAUGUUGUCCAGGUUGGGAAAGUGUAUUGUGUCCCUGGACCUGAGAAACGAGCCAGCAGUGGAGAUCAUAAACGAGACUCCUCUGAGCCUGACUGUGGCAUCUAUGACAUGCCUGCUCUGACAAUUGAAGUCCUCCCUCACUCUUCCUCGUCCUCCUCCACCUCUACUCGCCGUCUCUCUGUCUCUAGUAACGGUUCAGGUGAUGUUCAGUGGAGAGCCUCGCUUUCCAGCCUUGUCCACUCAGUGCUGAGCACAGCCUCCUGCUCGGCCUCCACUCUGUCAUCACGAGACCUGGCCACCUCAUUGGCUGAAAUCCUGUCCACCUGGAAAGCCAGUCAUUCGGGUGAUCCUCCACCGCCUCUUCAGCAGGCUUGGGCUCGUCUGUCGGACCUGCUUCCCGCCUUAUCCGCUAUCGGCAACGCUCCUCCAUCCGAGGGGCUCUUGUCACUGGUCCAGCGGUCCCUUGAGGAAAGUGCCCUCCUUUUGCAGGCUCAGGGUCGCCCCCGUCUGCCUUCCCAAGAAUCCCUGUCCCGCAGGCCAUUACCCGCGCUCCCAGUGCCUGAUGGGAAGUCAUCUGGAGGUGGCAUGGGCUCCCGUAAAGGUAGCUGGAUCCAGGAGAGGCCCCUUCCCCCAACUCCUCAGCCUGCCUUCCCCUUGCCUCCUGCUCCGUCAACUGUUACUCUCACAGUGGGGCCUGUUAAUGGAGAAGAUGAUCCCAGCAACGAGUAUGCUGGGAUCGGCUUGACUCCCAUCCCUGCACCAGUGCCUACUGGAGACAGUGUUGGAUAUGUCAAGCUGCAGGGUAAACCUGAGCCACCUCCUGAUGCCCUGGCUGAGAACGGACAAACGAUCACUGCAGAACCAAGGUUGACCCCGUCCCCUCCACUGCCUGUGUCUCUCUCCCUGGAGGACUCGGAGCUGCUGUCCUUCUACUCCUCUCAGAGCCUCGCCCACCUCUCCUGCCUGGCAGAUGCCAUUGAUGUGCUCUUCAGCAGCGUGCAGGGGAACCAGCCGCCCCGCAUCUUCGUCGCCAGAGGAAAGAGUCUCAUUGUGACAGCACACAAACUGGUGUUUAUUGGGGACACGCUCUCUCGCCUUCUCACCUCUGCUGACCUGCGGGCCAAGAUCACAACCUCGGGGGGGCGUCUCUGCCAGGCCUUGAAGGCAGUUGUGGUGGCAACAAAGGGCGCUGCACAAAGCUACCCCUCAGUAUCUGCCACCCAGGAGAUGGUGGACCGUGUCGCUGAGCUCUCCCAGCAAGCGGCUGGCUUCUCCACUCUGCUCCAGCGUCUGGCAGAAAUAUCGUCAUGAUAUUUCAUAUCACUUGCGUAAAAACUUUGCUGACACUACACAUAUAUUUUCUCUCUUUGAGAUGCCUUAUUUGUUGGUAGACUCUUUCAUUACCUUUCGUUUCAAUGGGAUUGAAGCAAGUGAAGUUGAAUCCUGAAAGUGUUUAGCCUUGCUGCAGCUGUUACUAAGCUGGGUUUUGACUGUGCUGGUUCUGUCCUCCAAUUGUGUGUUGGUUUGCCUUUGUUUAUAUACUGACCUCUGUGCUUUCGUGCCAGGCACACUUGUCUUUUUGAGUGUUAACUUAUUGAAUAUUUGAAGCCCAUAUGUGGCUUUGAGUGUCUGUGUGGACUGCUUAUUUUGGGAGCUUUGCUUUAUUAUGUUUGCCGCAUUUUCUUUCCCUCACAUGAUAGCCAUUUUUCCUUCCUUCCUCUAUUUAUUUAGCCAUCCCCCCAUUCCAAAAAUAGCACAGAAGGAGGCCUUACAUCCUGGAUCUGGCCUACUUUUUACUGUGAUACCUGAAAGGCCUUUUGUGAUUAACAGUCUGAAACUGUCAAAGCAGCAUAUCAAGUGUUUUGGGCUUAAUAUGGGAGAAAUGGAAAAGGGUGUGUAGUAGGAAGUUUGCCCGACUUCCAUCCAAAAUCUUUGCAAGUGUGUGUUGUGUUUGUGUACUGCCCAUUUCCACUAGCAAGGAAAGAUUAGCUGUGGUACAGCUUGAAAUUCACUCAUUGAGGUUUAAAAGAAACAUCUCUCAAUAUGUGUUCAAUUUACAUUCAUGCAGUUUUUCACAUCUCACGAAGAAAAAUUCAGAAAAGUCCUGUCUGAUAGAGAGAGGUAAUAUCCAAGAAUUGACACAGCGACUAAUCGUGAGCGAUGACAUUCGGGCGAGAAUUGCCUAAUCCUGUUCUUUCCCACAGUCACAUGACAGCCUGACAGUGGAUAGGAAACCUGCUGACCAAGGUUACCUGUCUCCACAUGUCCUGUUAUGAUCUGCAUGGUUACGUUUCUUUGACUUUCUAUGCUUUUUAUCUUCAUUUCCCAUAAGAUGCUUGUCAACAGUGCUUACUCACGUCUGCUCCGAUAGGUUCAAGUCAGCAACCUUGCUGUGAGGCAGUGUGGUAGAAACUAAGGCUGGUUAUUAUAUUCACAAUUCAUUAUGAAUGGAAAGCAUAGCAGUGGAACAUAGUUCACUGUACUGAACAUCAGUAUCAUGAUUUAACAUUUGUCAUAACAAGAUAUAUAUCAGUAUUUUAUAAAAAAAAAUGAUAAUAAUAAUAAUAACCAUAUGGCCGAGCCAGAGUGAAACUGUGAAAUGAAGCAUAACUUACUUUUUGAUUGAAAUGGGAGAAUUUCACAUUUUAAAUCCAUUGAAACACAUACCUGUUUUUCCAUCUGACACUAGUAUAUUGUCUGACCGCACAUUUUCAUUUAUUCCAGUCAUCAGGUGCAAUGGUCUACACACAGACAGCUCAGUCUGAGGCUGUGGUGGAACAUAUAGUAGACUGGAAGUUGAACAAACAUAUUGUUUGACACACUUAACGCUACAAAUCUUAACUGUGUAAACACAUGGCCAGUUUGAUCCUGGAGGGUGCUCUUCAACGUUAGAUUAUAAAGGUUUUGGAUCUGUCUUCUCUGACGUUACUCUUAUUACUUAACCUGAUAUUCCAGUUUUAUUUCUCUGAUCCAAGUCAGUAUCGUCAGGGCAUUGCGUAAUCAUUUUUUCAGUUGUAUGGCUCAGUUAAAAUCAUUCUUCAAGGAGUACUGUUUUCUCCUGCUGUUACAUUGUCUCUUCUGCAGCGUCACCUUGUGGAGGUUUGAAGUAUUACCCAAUGAAUACCUCCCUGCCAAAACACUACACGUAUGAAGAGAGCAUGUUCGGCAUGUAAGCUUUAGUUAUAUAUAUUUAUUAUGGUCAGUUUUGGUUUAUGUUUUUUGCUUUCCAGUUUGCAUGGCUGUAACUUGCUUAGAUUUUAUAAAUGUACAACCUUUACCAGGGCGAUUGUAAUUGAUGAUUUACAACGAACAAAACAUGUUUGUUUUUUUUUGUUUUUUGUUUUUGGAAAAAAUAUCUUAAGUUACAAUUUAAAGAUAUGGCUGUAUUUUCUUUUGUACAAGAAAGUUUUUUACGCUAUGUGAACUCAAAUGAGUCUGUUAUCCAUAUUCGCUGAGGUAUAGAAAUGAAUCUUUGACUUUUCUCCUACAGUAAUAUAAACCUAAACCUCUUUACUUUACACUACAUUUGAUGUCUGUCUUGUAUUCCUGUUCAGAAUGCACAAAUACAA
Seriola dumerili (greater amberjack) is the source of this 5464-nucleotide messenger RNA. RefSeq names its product embryonal Fyn-associated substrate-like (gene efs). The record is from RefSeq and is a predicted model, not a curated record. NCBI's taxonomy places the organism in Eukaryota, Metazoa, Chordata, Actinopteri, Carangiformes, Carangidae. Gene Ontology annotation, molecular function: protein binding. Gene Ontology annotation, biological process: cell migration; cell surface receptor protein tyrosine kinase signaling pathway. The coding region runs from base 267 to 3206 and encodes 979 amino acids. Gene Ontology annotation, cellular component: cytoplasm; plasma membrane. The transcript has 8 exons.